This is a messenger RNA of Aphanomyces astaci, 2016 nucleotides long. RefSeq lists its product as hypothetical. Gene Ontology annotation, molecular function: metalloendopeptidase activity. The record is from RefSeq and is a predicted model, not a curated record. Gene Ontology annotation, cellular component: plasma membrane. Gene Ontology annotation, biological process: protein processing. NCBI's taxonomy places the organism in Eukaryota, Oomycota, Saprolegniomycetes, Saprolegniales, Verrucalvaceae. The transcript has a single exon. Bases 1 to 2016 code for a protein of 671 amino acids.
AUGGUCAAAGUCCUCAUCUCCCUCAGCGUGUUGGCCGCUGCCGCUACGGCUGGCUCCGUCACGGAACUCCCCGAGUCUGUGACCAAGCUCAUCGACUACUCCAUCAACGCCUGCGACGACUUUUACCAAUAUGCGUGUGGUGCGUGGCACAAGGAUGCUGUGAUACCCCCGGACGAAUCCCAAAUCGAUACGUCGUUCUACGAGAUCUCCGAGCAAAACGUAGCCCUAGUGGAGAAGUUUAUCACUGACAAUACGACCAAGCUUGGUAAGUUUUACCACUCAUGUUUGGACAUGUCUACGCUAUCGUCGCUCGGCGUGACUCCGCUGGAGGACUCGUUCAAAGCCAUUCGGUCGGCCAACACCAAAUUGGAACUCCUCAUCGUGGCUGGUGAAUUGGCCAAGAACGGCAUCCCUGCCUUCGUGGACAUCAGCUCCAAAGCUGACGACAACGAUGCGACCAAGAAUGCCCUCUUCGGUUUCCGAGCCCCCUUUCCGCUGGGUCGCGCAUACUACACCAACCCUUCCAAGUGGGAGUUCGUCAACUCCGAGUAUAAGAAGUACAUUGCAAAGGUGUUGCAGCUAGCUGGCUACACUGCUGGGCAAGCGGCGGCUGCCGUGCCAGUGAUCAUCCAUUUCGAGAAAACGCUGGGGGGUGUCGCCCUCAGAAGCCUCGAAGAGAUUGAGGCCGUUGGGUCUCCGUACACUGCAUAUACGUUCAGCGAACUAGACCAGAAGUACCCGCUGCUUGUCGGCUCGUGGCUUAAGGCCCACGGCUUCGACGUCUACGACCAGUGGGGUGGGGUGAACGACUGGGUGGGGUUUUACUACUUGAACUACUUUGAAAAGACCGAAGAGUUGUUGGAGAAAACCACGCUGGACAACCUCCGUACCAUCGUGGAGUACAAGCUCAUUCACGCCUUGUCGAACCACUUGACCCCUGAAUUCCGCACGGCCAACUGGAAAUUGUUCGGCAAGAAGAUGAAUGGCGAAACGGUGGAACCUUCUCGUAAAUCGUUUUGCAUAUCUGAGACGGCCAAGACCUUGGGGGAUCUCUUGGGCCAGUAUUUCUUAGACGAGGUGUGGUCGGCUGAUACGGCCAAGAGGGCCGACGAACUGGUCAAAGCCUUGAGGUCGUCCUUCUCCACCAGCAUUGCCAUCGUCGACUGGUUGGAUAACCCGACCCGCGCCAAAGCUCAAACGAAGCUGUCCAAGACGUUACACUUCUUGGGUGGCCCAGAUAAGCCGCAGCUGUACCCCACGGUCACGUUUGACUCGAAGUCGUAUUUGAACAACCGGUGGAACGUGUCUCAAGUGAACACCGACACCAACUUGAAGCUGAACGGACAACCUGUGGACAGGCGCAAGUUGCAUAGGUACUCCUAUGAGGUGAACGCGUACUACCACGACUUAAAGAACCAAAUUAUGUUCCCGGCCGCAAUUUUACAAAAACCAUUCUUUGACGGCCAGUUUGACGCCGCCCAGAACUUUGGUGCCAUCGGGAUGCUCAUCGGACAUGAAAUUACCCACGGGUUCGACAACUUCGGCCGCAAAUUCGAUGGCGUCGGCAACUUGAACUCGUGGUGGUCGAGCACCACCAACACUGCGUUCAAGAAAAAAGCCCAGUGCAUUAGCGACCAGUACGACAAUUUCGUCGUCAAGAGCGAAGUGACUGACAAAGUCUUGGGCAACGUCAGGAGCGAGUUCAAUUUGGCCGAAAACAUUGCGGACAACGGAGGGCUCAAGACCAGUUUCCGCGCGUACCACGAGUACUUGAAGGAGUACCCGUCGCAGUACACAGAAGAAGCAGGUGACAAAUUGUUCUACUUGUCGUUCGCCCAAGCCUGGUGCUCCAAGAACACAGAUGAGUUCCUCCUCGCGACGUUGAAGUCGAAGUACCCGCCCCGUUGGUUCCGCGUGACAGGGGCGUUGCAAAACGACGCUGAGUUUGCCCGUGUGUUCCAGUGCCCCACCGACUCGUACUUGAACCCGUCCAAGAAAUGCUUGUUGUGGGAAUAG